Arachis ipaensis is the source of this 423-nucleotide messenger RNA. Lineage: Eukaryota; Viridiplantae; Streptophyta; Magnoliopsida; Fabales; Fabaceae. The record is from RefSeq and is a predicted model, not a curated record.
AUGGAGUAUGGUAACCAGUAUGCCACUAAUGGACUUGAAGAAGAACAAGUACUUGUGUCAUUUAACCUCAGCACCGAAACAUUAUUUCGAACCACAUCAAUUGUUUGGCUGCAAGAAAAUGAUGAUAGCCCUAUCAGAACUUUGGCGGUGCUCAAUGAGUCUGUUACUCUGAUUUCCUCUUUUGCUAAGAAUAAUCGCAUUGAAAUAUCCAUUUUGGGUGAAGUUGAUGUGAAGAAAUCUUGGGUGAAGCUUUUCACAUUUGAACUCUUUUCAUUACAACUUUGUCAUCCAAUGAGAAUGGGCAACAAAUGUGAUCUAAUAUUUUUUAUCAGAAACUACAACAGUGAAUUGGUUUUCUUUGAUGUCAUCACGGGCAAAGUAAUUCACAAUAUUAAUAUCAAAACAAGUAUGUUUAGUACAUGA